Molecule: messenger RNA, 3171 nt
Organism: Poeciliopsis prolifica (blackstripe livebearer)
Lineage: Eukaryota; Metazoa; Chordata; Actinopteri; Cyprinodontiformes; Poeciliidae
Gene: smim22
Product: leucine rich repeat containing 2
Exons: 8
Coding region: 813-2138 (441 amino acids)
Molecular function (GO): protein binding
Source: RefSeq, a predicted model, not a curated record
UUCUGGGUCGGAACCAGGACUACGACCCGAUCUGAUCGUUUGUUGGAUUUUCUGACUUUUACAGUUUGUAGAUUUUCAAAAACCAAAAUGUUUCUUGUAGCUAAAAUUGGCAGUAUGUUAUUAUCAAUGAGCAGAACGAAGAUUUAUUGAUCUGCAUAAAAUCUGUCAAACAGAUCAAAUAUGUUUGUGUUAAAACUGAACAUUUCAGCUGAAAUUAUUUUAAAUUAAUUAUAAUAGUUAAAAAGAUCAAAUUCUACAAGGAUUCAGAGAUUUAAAAUCUGUCCACAUAGCAGACCGACCCGACCCGGAUCUGGUAUUCUGCUGGCACUAGGUCCAGAUCUGGUAAUGAUGGUUCAUAUGAGGCGGGACACACCUGGACCGGUGAUGGUACGCCACACCUGGACCGGUGAUGGUACGCCACACCUGGACCAGAUCUGUCCUUGCCAAAUACAGGCCAGUUAGGGAAGCGGUUAUGUCACCAUGUGUCAAGUGACAAUUUAUUUUCUCAUAAGUCAUUUCAGGAAAUCAGUUCUUAAAGUUCAAUUUAAAAAAGACAUGAGAGAAAUUAGAAUCAACAUCAUAAUGGUUUAACUUGUUACGCUAGCCGUUGUUUUGUCUACCUGGAUUUUAUAUGUUUAUUGAAUGUAAAAUGUUUUAGUUUUAAAUCUCUAAAUAUAAGAACAUUUAGAAUGGAAAUGGCCGCCGUCACCCCCUGGUGGCGGACAUGACAAACUGCAGCGCCGUCUCCAUAGUAACGGACUCAUGAACUGAACUCAGUCCUUAAGUCUUUUUUGUUUUUUUAGCACAAAUAAAUGAUUCAUUUUAAUCUAUUAGCUGCAUUUUCCCACCACCUAACCGAUGGGUCCGAACAGGAAGUUCGACGUUCCGGUGUACGAUCUGUCUGCGGUCCGAGGAAUCUGGGAGGUCCGAGUGAAGAAGUACAGAACCAGGCAGAAGAAGGAGCAGGAGAGGGUGGAGAACAGCGCCCUCGCCAGGAUCGAUCAGCAGUGGCAGUACCGCAUCUACUGCAAGAGCAUGAAGGCCAAAGAGCUGCAGCAGCUGCACCACUACCUGGAGAGAUCCCUGCUGACGGAGCCGCACGGAGCACACCUGGACCGGAACCCAGACGUCCAGCAGCAGGAGGAUCAUCCGGAUGCGAAGGAUCUGAUCUUCCAGCUGGAAGGAGAUCGUUGGCUGGUGAGUUCCCACAUUCCCAGGGUAAGGGAACGCGCUCUGUGAUGUUUGAGGGAACCGUUCUGCAGGACUUUCCCGGGAGCUGCAGUGGACCACCUACCUGCAGGAGUGGCACGUCAGACGGACUCGGAUCCGCCAGCUGCCCGACUUCCUGGCUCUGUUCACGCAGCUCACCGUCCUCGAGAUUCCCAGAAACCUCAUCACGGAUCUACCGCCUCAGAUCGGUGAGCGGAACCGGGCCAGAAUCUGACCCGACUUCUACAAGGCUUCAUCGUCCGUUUGCUCCUCGUCAGCGGGACGGUGGGUGUUUCCGCCUAAACUCCGUCUCCGUUUCCCGUCUGCUGUCUCCACCAGGGAAGCUGGCGGCGCUCCGCAGGCUGAACGUCAGCUACAACCGGCUGUCCAGAGUUCCUCCGGAGCUCGGAGACUGCGAGAAGCUGGAGCGUCUGGAACUGGCCGGAAACCUGAGCCUGAGCGAACUGCCCUUCGAGCUCAGCAGCCUGAAGCAGCUGGUCCACCUGGACAUCUCGGAGAACCGGUUCGCCUCCAUCCCCGUCUGCGCCCUGAGGAUGAGCCGCCUGCAGCUGCUGGACCUGAGCAACAACCAGCUGAGCGACCUGCCGCAGGACAUGGACAGGCUGCAGCAGCUCUCCACCCUCUUCGUCCACAGCAACCGUCUCUCUUACCUCCCAGUUUGUCUCACCAACAUUUCCAGUCUGAGGAUGGUGGUUGCCAGCGGCGACGCUUUGACCUGCGUCCCGACCUCACUCUGCAACGACCCGACCAUCAAGUUCAUCCGCCUCUAUGACAACCCCGAGAGGAAGAGGAGGGAGGUGAAGGACGGCAGUGAGAAGGAGUUCAUGGAGGCCUACAUCGGCACGCUGAAGGACAGAGACUCCGUCCCGUUCUCCACCACCAAGGUCUCCAUCUCAUGCCUGCUGUGACGGACCGGAACCGGAACCGGAACCGGAGCCGGAGCCGGAACCGUUCUGCAGAGUCCAGUCGGCUCAGAACCAGAAUCUGGACCAGGUCCAGAUCCUGGUUCUGAUGGUUCUGGAGGGUUUGAACGUCAAGUCGCCCAGAAGCUUCUGGUUUUUAUUUCAGUUUAAAUUCCAGAUUUUAAAACGUCUCCAUCUUUUAACAGACUGAGGAAAUAAUUAGAAUAAAAUCAUAAAAUUAAACGGCAGCAAAACAAUAAAACCUGAAUAAUGAGAAUUAAAAGUCGGACUUUAUUCAUAUUACGACUUCAUUUAUGUUUUACCAUUGAAUUUUUUCUUGCUGAUUUUUUAGUCUGGUUUAAAACAUCGUUGUGAAAAUCAGAUUAAAGCAAAAGUGUAAAAUUUAAUCCGGAUCAUCUGCAGAUUAAAAUUUGUCAAAAUUAAAUCUAAACUAAUUUUCCGCAGAAUCAACAAGGAUUUUAAAUUUCAGUAAAUAUUCUGUGAUACAUGAAUAAUAUUUUACUUUUCUGUAAAUAGGACUGUAGUUACAAAUUUCUAAUUAUCCUAAUUUAAAAACAGAUGAAAAUGAACAAAUUUAAUAAAACACUGAUAGAAAUAAAGUUUACAGAAAACUAAUUCUGAAUAUUCCUCUUUCCGUUUUAAAAUAAUUUCCUGAAUAGUUUUAAAAAUGUAGAAAAUAAAACCUCUCUUCCUGGUUGACCUUUGACCUCCUCAGGCUGAUGGUUUGUGUUUUGAUUUAAAUCUGUAGCUGAAGUUGUGACCAAACUAAAUUCUGAAUUACAGAAAUAUUUUAUACAUUUGAUUAAUUGAAAUGUUUUAACGCAUCAACAUGAUUUUAGUUUUUAUGAUAUGUUUGUUUUUUCCAGAAGUUCUGAUUUUAUUCCAACAUGAUUUUAGAUUCCAGGAAAUGUUUCCGUGUUUUGUUUUUCUAAACCUUCUGGAUUUUUAGAAGCUUUAAUAAAAUCUGCUGAUUAUGUUCAACAACUGCGGUGUGACUGACUUCACUCUGAAUUGAACG